AUGUCGCUCGACGCGUACGUUGCAAGUAGCGGAAAAGUGUCGAGCCAGGGCUUGAACAGCUGCGUCGUACUCGUCCGGUGGCUGUGCGAGCUCGGCAUCGGCUUGUUUGAUCUCUGUCGUUCCAACUGCAGCGGUGGUUUGCAGAAGGCGUUCUUUGUCUCUGCAUUAGCGCACAUCGGUCCGGAGCGUCGUGCCCCCUUGCAGGUACGGCUGAAAGUCACAUUGCUCCGAAGCGUAGUGCCACCUUGUGGCGCCCUCCGGGGUUUCGCGGAGAAAAGGGAAUGGGCGCUGCAGCAGCUAAAGGAUACCACCAACGAUGAGCGAGCCGCGGACGCCAAGUGCGUUCUGCGGUUUAGUAAAACUCUUUUUUUGCAUUUUCUUGCAGGUGACCCCUGUCCGCAGCCGCAGCAGAUAAACAGCUCCGUGCUGGAGCCCUGCAUGAUCUUGGAUGGCUGGGACUACUUCAGGGGCAACGAAGUGGCAUACAUCUAUUCCUGUCUCAUUCUGGCCUUCAUACCGAUAAUAUGUGCAGGGCUUGGUUAUGGUGUCAUAAAGCUCCAAAACAAGAGACGACGGAUCAUCAAGGCCAAGAAAGAGAUGGCAAUCGGCAAAAAGUACGACAAAUUAUAUGUCAAAGAAUGGCUGCACCAGAACCACAAGCGGUUUGUCAAGGUCAAGAUUGGACCAGAUGAGUCUCUAUCCACAGUGAAUCGAAAGGGGGAAAUCCUACGGAAAGUUGAUUUCAAGUCUGUCUCAGCCCUUGUAGUAGAGGUCACCACAGACAUGGCGAAGAAGCCCAUGUGUCUUGUGCGAUCACCGAGAGACCAUGAUCUGGUUCUUCAGUUCGACAGCGUCCACUCUCGUAAAAAGUUCCUGAAUAAACUGGAAAGCUUCCUGGUGAACCGGAAGAAAACACUGGAGAGCAUCAACACUACUCGUGACACGAUGCUAGCCAACGCCGAAACAAAGGAGAAGCGCCAAAAGCGACUCGAGCACUUCUUCCGAGAAGCAUACGCACUCACGUUCGGAUUAAAGCCAGGUGAGAAGAGGAAGCUCGAGGAAGUUGGCAACGACGUCAUCAUGGUCAUGCGAACGUCACUGUCAAAGCAAGAGUUCGCCGAGGCCCUCGGUAUGAAGCCAGACUCUCUCUUCGUAAAGCAAAUGUUCAACUGUGUCGACAAGGACAAGGAUGGCCGGAUAAGCUUCCAAGAGUUCCUGGACACGGUGGUGCUCUUCACAAGGGGUAAGAGCGACGACAAACUCCGCAUCAUCUUUGACAUGUGCGACAACCACGGUGACGGAAUGAUCCAAAAGCAGGAGCUGACACGCAUGCUGCGCUCUCUUGUGGACAUCGCGAAGACCAACUCUCUCAGUGAGUACGAGACGAGCGACAUCAUCAGAGGCAUGUACGCCUCGGCGGGCCUCGACAACUGCGACUCGCUCAGUUACGAGGACUUCAAGAAGAUGAUGAAAGAGCAUCGUGGUGACGUCAUCGCCAUUGGCCUAGACUGCAAAGGUGCUAAUCAAAACUUCCUGGACACAUCUUCGAAUGUUGCGAGGAUGACAAGCUUUCAAAUAAACCAGCCUACGGAGGAUCCCCCUUCUUGGACCGUGCAGAAAUGGAACCAAGUGACUACGUUCCUGGAAGAGAACCGGCAGCACGUGUUCUAUUUGUUCGUCUUCUACGUGGUCACAAUAGUAUUAUUCGUCGAGAGAUUUAUCUACUACUCCUACAUGUCGGAACACAUGGACCUGCGGCACGUGAUGGGAGUCGGUAUCGCCAUCACACGAGGAUCAGCGGCUUCACUCUCCUUUUGCUACUCACUCCUGCUGCUCACAAUGUGUCGCAAUCUGAUCACCAAGAUACGCGAGCUGCCUCUGCAGCAGUACAUGCCGCUCGACUCGCAUGUCCAGUUUCACAAGAUCGUCGCCCUGACAGCACUUUUCUUCAGCCUGGUGCACACCGUUGGACACUACAUAAAUUUCUACCACGUCUCCACGCAGCCAGCGGAGCAUCUGCGAUGCAUGACGAAAGAAAUGCAUUUCGACUCUGACUUCAAGUCUACGAUUACCUUCUGGGUAUUUCAAACAGUCACCGGUACUGUACUGUUGUUCAUUGUGAUGUGCGUCAUAUUUCUUCGCACAUCCAAAAUCCGGCAAAAGGCGUACAGCUACUUUUGGAUGACGCACAGUCUCUACAUUCUUCUGUAUGUCCGCUGCUUGCUGCAUGGCCAGGCUAAACUUACAGGUUCGCCUCGUUUUUGGAUGUUCUUCAUUGGACCAGCCAUUGUGUUCACUUUGGACAAGGUUGUCAGCCUUCAGACAAAAUACAUGGAACUGGACAUUCUGGACACUGAGCUUCUGCCAUCAGACGUGACCCGUGUGAAGUUCACGCGGCCGCCCAAUUUCAAGUACUUGUCAGGACAGUGGGUGCGGCUCAGCUGCACGGGCUUCCGUGCCAACGAGUACCACUCUCUGACACUCACGUCGGCCCCGCACGAGAACUACCUGUCUGUGCACGUGAAAGCGCAGGGACCCUGGACGUGGAAGCUGCGCAACUACUUUGACCCCAGCAAUCUGCACGAGAGUAUGCUGCCCAAGGUACGGUUGGAGGGGCCGUUCGGUGGCGGGAACCAGGACUGGUACAAGUUUGAAAUUGCCGUCAUGGUGGGUGGUGGCAUAGGCGUUACACCGUAUGCCUCUAUACUCAACGACCUUGUCUUCGGCACUUCCACGAACCGCUACUCGGGAGUCGCCUGCAAGAAGGUAUACUUCAUGUGGAUAUGUCCCUCGCAUCGGCACUUCGAGUGGUUCAUCGACGUUCUCAGAGACGUAGAAAGAAAGGACGUCACCAAUGUUCUGGAAAUCCAUAUUUUUAUAACGCAGUUUUUCCACAAGUUUGACCUGAGAACCACUAUGCUGUAUAUUUGUGAAAACCACUUCCAGAGGGUCUCUAACAGGAGUAUGUUCACUGGUCUGAAGGCGAUCAAUCAUUUUGGAAGGCCUGAUAUGUCUGCCUUCCUGAAGUUCGUGCAGCAGCAGCACUCCUAUGUGAGCAAAGUGGGCGUAUUCAGCUGUGGGCCUUCGGCUCUCACGAAGAGCGUGAGCUCCGCCUGCGAGACGGUGAACAACAGCCGCAAGCUGCCGUACUUCAUACACCACUACGAGAACUUCUGACCAGUGCGCGCCAGGCACUGGCGCCAUACUGCCAAAAAUGAAGCCAACUGUGAUGAUGACGACAGUGCACGUAGCUCCAGCCGCUGCUGCUGAUCGUCUGUUCCCGUUACGUACCGUGGCUGCUUCUGGCGCGGCCAUUUCGACUCAGCGCCUACACUGACGGGACUUGCACGAGAAGGAACUUUUCUUUUUGGUGCCUUUCCGUUCCGCCCCUUGCUUACGUAUGUGCUUCGCGCUCAGAAGCAUCUUUGUAGGUAGCCUCAAAAGUGUGCGUCGUUCCUCGUCGAGUCUGAUAUAUGUUGUGUGCGGGCAUAGCUGUUCCGCUGAGUGUCGGCGCUCACUGGGUGAUAAGGAGACAACGUGACUCAUAUGCAACCAAAAGUGUUUGCUUUACACGCAACAGAAAUGUACGCCUACUCUGCGCCGGCUAUCUUGUGAAAUUAUCUAUUUUUCUUGUUUCGACUGUUUUGAAUGUCUACUACCGAACUUCCUGUUAUGAAUGGUCCCAGACAGUUGUAAGUCGGUGCAGGCUCGAGCUGAGCUCUGAUGGCAUUCAGCGGGGAAUAUAUUUAUGAUAUUUUAAUGCAUCUCAACCACCUUUUUUUUUCCGUAGCCUUGCUGUGGUCCAAUCGGUAAACCUGCUUGCAUCUUAGGCAAUAAUUGGCUCUGAUGGUAUUGGUUUUGUGUCGGACCUUGUAAAAUCAUACCAGAUUAUUGAGAAAUAGGUUCAAUUAAUUAGGCGAUCCAGUCAGGUAAUUUUUAGUAGUAUGCCAUAAUGUGACAACGGGAUGACAAAGAAAGCAUCAGGAGGAAGGUAAGCGUGUACAGCCCAUGUUAAGUUCUUUCAGUAAUGUGUCAAGUUCAGUGGCAUGAUUUCAAUGUGGCUAAGCAAGUCUGGCAAUAGUGAUUGCGAGUUUACACAAUGUGUCCCACGAGGCCUUUAGCUUCUGAACAAUCUGAUGAGUUGGUCCUGCUUGACGUUCUUGGACUUAAAUUUAUGAACUGCAAACGGAGAUUAAGUAUUUCCUGUAACACUUUUUGUGUACCCACAUGUGGUGUUGCGUUAGUCAUUGAUGUUAUAUCG
This is a messenger RNA of Dermacentor silvarum, 4261 nucleotides long. Its product is annotated as dual oxidase-like. Gene Ontology annotation, cellular component: plasma membrane; NADPH oxidase complex. Gene Ontology annotation, molecular function: calcium ion binding; superoxide-generating NAD(P)H oxidase activity. Lineage: Eukaryota; Metazoa; Arthropoda; Arachnida; Ixodida; Ixodidae. The record is from RefSeq and is a predicted model, not a curated record. Gene Ontology annotation, biological process: defense response; superoxide anion generation.